UCCGCGCGUUGCUAAGUGCGGGGAUGACAUGGAUCCAGACGCCGUCAACCGCGGGAAGGGGGAGGCGAGAGUUGGAGCGCGUGGGAGCGCAGAGGCCGGAGGAGGGAGGAGGGACACCGAGCGCGGAGAGCGCGGAGGGAGGCGCGCGCGGGAGCGAACAUCCUCCCGGAUCCAAAGCCGGGCGGCGGCGAAGCAGCAGCUGCGGCCGCGCCCUUGCCAGAGCCCGUGCGUCCGCCUAGCCCCGCUCCGCCUGAGGCCGUCAGGGCUCCCGAGGAUGGAGGAUUCCCAGGAGACAUCGCCGUCCUCCAACAACUCCUCGGAGGAGCUCAGCUCUGCUCUGCACCUGUCCAAGGGCAUGUCGAUCUUCCUCGACAUACUGAGGAGAGCAGACAAAAAUGAUGAUGGAAAAUUAUCCUUUGAAGAAUUCAAAGCAUAUUUUGCAGAUGGUGUUCUCAGUGGAGAAGAAUUACACGAGCUCUUCCAUACCAUUGAUACACAUAAUACUAAUAAUCUUGACACAGAAGAGCUAUGUGAAUAUUUUUCUCAGCACUUGGGCGAGUAUGAGAAUGUACUAGCAGCACUUGAAGACCUGAAUCUUUCCAUCCUGAAGGCAAUGGGCAAAACAAAGAAAGACUACCAAGAAGCCUCCAAUUUGGAACAAUUCGUAACUCGAUUUUUAUUGAAGGAAACCCUGAAUCAGCUGCAGUCUCUCCAGAAUUCCCUGGAAUGUGCCAUGGAAACUACUGAGGAGCAAACCCGUCAAGAAAGGCAAGGGCCAGCCAAGCCAGAAGUUCUGUCGAUUCAAUGGCCUGGAAAACGAUCAAGCCGCCGAGUCCAGAGACACAACAGCUUCUCCCCAAACAGCCCUCAGUUUAAUGUCAGCGGUCCAGGCUUAUUAGAAGAAGACAACCAGUGGAUGACCCAGAUAAAUAGACUCCAGAAAUUAAUUGAUAGACUGGAAAAGAAGGAUCUCAAACUUGAACCACUGGAAGAAGAAAUUAUUGAAGGGAAUACUAAAUCUCACAUCAUGCUUGUGCAGCGGCAGAUGUCUGUGAUAGAAGAGGACCUGGAAGAAUUCCAACUUGCUCUGAAACACUACGUGGAGAGUGCUUCAUCUCAAAGUGGAUGUUUGCGUAUUUCUAUACAGAAGCUUUCAAAUGAAUCUCGCUACAUGAUCUAUGAGUUCUGGGAGAAUAGUAGUGUAUGGAAUAGCCACCUUCAGACAAAUUAUAGCAAGACAUUCCAAAGAAGUAAUGUGGAUUUCUUGGAAACUCCAGAACUCACAUCUACAAUGCUAGUUCCUGCUUCAUGGUGGAUCCUGAACAACAACUAGAUGUUCCUAGACAUUUUCUUUAUGGUUCCAAGUGCAAAACAGGUGUUCUUAUCUAAAAUGUCAAUUAGAAAAUUAUCUGUGGUUGUUAAUCUACUGUAUAUUUUUGUUUGGUAUAUUUACUAAGUGCACUCUUUCAAAACUUAUUCUGUAACUUUAUCAUUCAUGUGAAUUUUAGCUCAAUUUUCAAAGUUCACUAAUAUUCUCAAUAUUUAAUGCUAAAUGCUUUGCUACAUUGUAAUUCACCUAAAACCUUUUAGUGACAAAAUCCUAAUAUGUGGAAAAAAGCAUAUGCAUAAAGGAAUAAUAUUGUGAAAAUGAAGUUGUUAUGAUAAAGAAAAAAUAAAGUGGAAACUUUUAGAGUAUUACUUCAUAGGGCAGAUUUUGUAAACUGUCGUAUACUGUAAAGGGUUAAAUCAGCGUUUUGUGAUUUUUAAGUAACAGAUUUUCUGUGAGUGAAGUUUAUUCUUCAACAAUGUCUACUCCAUCCCCAAGCCAAUUCACAGCCCUAUGACUACUAUCUUUGCAUUAGUUAAAAAGUUAGUAUAUAGGCAUCAAACAACCUUGGCUGUAACCUAUAGAAUCUCUAUCCAUGUAUCAGGUUAUAGACUGGUUUUUCAAAAGUGAACAAUCUUGUGAUAAGUUGGAGUACCAUUUAGUAAUACAGCAACAUUGUGUCAUUUAUUAGCAUCAUAAUUCCUUGUUAUGUAAGUUAAAUACAUCAAGAAAGAAGAGACUAUUGCUCUGGAAAAAUGUGGUUCAAGUUUUAUGCCAUAUAGUUUUGGUAUGUGAUACAGACAGCUAACUUUUCUUAUGAAAAAUACAUAUUUGCAUGUAAACAAUUAUUUCAAAAUACUUCAAAAAUAAAAUUUUAACCCAAAUGAAUAAAUAAGAAAUAUAAAACAAGCACAAAACCUUAGGGAAGUCAUAAAAUAGUAGGGAAAGUAUUAGACAGAAGACAUCUGUUUUCCAAUUUCAACACUAGAAUGACUAAAACUAUCUACCUAUAGAACUAUCUGUAGAUAGUAUACUAUCUAUACUCUGCUCAACAAACUCAGAAAUUAAGUAUUUUUAAUAAUAAAAAUCUGUUCUGGUUAUAAACCCUGCUAACGAAAAUACAAUACAUAUAAAAAUGUAUUGCCAUGUUAUUUUCUAGUAUAAAUUCCUUUGAAACUAUAAGUCUUUGGGGAAAAAUAUAAGGUAAAAUUUUCUUGUUUUUCCCCCUUUGAAAAACUCAGGAAAAAAGGAAGAUUGAAUUAAUAAAAUUUUAUUUCUUAAAUAUAAAUUUGACCUAAAAUAUUUUCUCAAACUAAUUCAUGAAACAGCAACUUUUACCAAUACCUUUGUAUACUCUCAGUUCUCAUUCAGUAUAAAUAAAAUUUUAAAAUCCUUUCACAGUUCUAUUAGAAAUAAGUAGUAAAAUUUGAUAUAUUAUACAUAUACACGUGUGUGUGUGUGUGUGUGUGUGUGUAUUUGUGUGCCUCUGGUCAACUCUAAGGAUGACAGACACUGUGUAACAACACCUGGGUCAACUCUUUUAAUUUAUAUACAAAGCAAAGAACAACACUAAUGGAGAUAUACAAAGAUUAUUCAAACAAGCUAUAUAUAUGUACAAAGGCAAAUAGACACAUAACAAAACAGUCUCUGCAGACUGAUUGUAUAUAGUAAGAAAAGAUCAAAAGACUUUAAAACCUAAAUGACUUUUGACAUACAAACUCUUCUUGAGAAUGUUUGUUGUAAAUGGUUUCAAAAAUACAAAUUAUAGCCAAUCAAAACAUUACUUUGGUUGGUCCAUUUAAGUAUCCAAUUCAAGAAGCAUAUCAAAUCUUUCGGGUACUAGGCAGUUUCCAAAGUAGCAUGGUAGUAUUACUUGUUAAAAGGGUUCUGUUUUCAGUAACAGUACUAAGUGGAAGAGGUCUGCAGAUUCCAAAUUGGAAUAAGCUCUAUCAUAUUCUGAAACAAGAAUUAGAAUGACUUGAGAAUGGGCAAAUAGUAAAGCAAACCAAUAUAAUUAUAUGGUCAUUCUGACCCCAGCUCUUAUACAAAUUAUACAUGUAUUUUUGUGUAUGUUUGUGAGAGUUGUAUCUAUGUGAAUGUGUGUGAGUGUGUAUUCACAUACACGUAUAUACUGGAACCUAUAGUAGAAAAGGAAACUAGUAGGGCCAAAAAAAAAAAAAAAAAAAAAGAAAAGAAAAAAAAAGAAAAAACUGGGACCUAAGUAUAUCUCAUUUUAAAGUAAACAAUGUUUAUAGUUAACGAAGAUUGUUUUCUAUUUAAAAACCCAUUUUCCUAAAGAACAAAGUAGUAAAAUAAAAAAAAUUAAAAAAAUUAAAAAAUAAAAAAAAGAGGUCACUAAAAGACGAAGAUGGGAAACGUAACAUGGAAUACAAGCUUGAAUCUGGGAAACAAGCUCAAAAAACAGUGAAAAAAAACGUACUGGUUUAGGAGUUCAAAAUUCAGUGAAACAAACUUUUUGCCAAUAGACCUAGGGAUCUGAGAAAUAGAAUUAGGGAGAGUUUACACUUACCUAUAUAUCAGCAGAUUUUUCUGGAAGAAACCCUUUUUUUUUUUUUUUUUUUUUUU
This is a messenger RNA of Symphalangus syndactylus (siamang), 3913 nucleotides long. It is a transcript of the gene NECAB1, whose product is annotated as N-terminal EF-hand calcium binding protein 1. Gene Ontology annotation, cellular component: cytoplasm. Gene Ontology annotation, molecular function: calcium ion binding. The record is from RefSeq and is a predicted model, not a curated record. Lineage: Eukaryota; Metazoa; Chordata; Mammalia; Primates; Hylobatidae. Gene Ontology annotation, biological process: regulation of amyloid precursor protein biosynthetic process.